Molecule: messenger RNA, 3000 nt
Organism: Caenorhabditis auriculariae
Lineage: Eukaryota; Metazoa; Nematoda; Chromadorea; Rhabditida; Rhabditidae
Source: the annotation of a GenBank genome assembly
AUGUUCAAAGCUUUUCAUCAAUGCCGUGCUCCGCUUACGUGUUUACUCGAGGAGCCAGAAGCCUCCGCCGGGAUUCAAACUCACGUUGGUCGACGUUGGUCUGAUGACGAUUCGUUUCAAUAGCUAGUUCAGCUCAGCGUAGUUUUUAUAUACUCUCACUCUAUUGCCAAGUGGCAUUUCCACGUCAGCGUCUAUUUUUGCUAAUUUGGAGUCUGUUUCGAUAAAGUAUAAAAUAACGAUCACAGACAUCCUUUAUGCCAAGUUCAAAGUAAGAAAAACUGAGUCCCACAACGAUUUAUCGCCAGAUAUAACCCGUUCACGGCUGGCUUGGCUAAUGAGCGGGUUAGCUUGCACGGAGAUGGUAGAUCAUGACGACUAUCAAUGCGCCUUCCGCAAAAUGCUGAAUUUUUGACUUAUUUCUUUUUAUUUUUUAUUUCGGUGACUGAAAGAAAAUCUGAAUUUAAUGAAACUAUUUUAAACGAAAAAGUAAAUUCAAUUGAAAAAAAAAUAAUUCAUCAAACGAGGUUCUUUUCAAAGGCGCAUGUAUGGCCGCCAUGAUCUACCAUCGCCGCGCAAGUUAAACCGACCGUUCGCUGACCCAAGCCAGCAGUGAACGGGCUAUAAAUGGUUUUCUGUUACUCACUAAAGAUAAAUACGGAGUCUGGCGCGAGAGAAUGCUAGGUCGGGGCGGUACAUUGACGAACUCGCAAACAUCUCACUCUGUCCGGUGGUGCGAGCAUCGUCUCAUCGCGUGCGACGAUGAUUAUUUAAUAAAGCCGAAUUUUUUAAAGUCUUUUUUUGAUACGAAUCCUAGAAAAAAGUCAAAGAAUGCAUUGAGAUUGGAGAAUCGCCUUCGAAAGCGUUCCUAAAGAGAACUCGCAGGCGAGCCGAUAAGUCGUGUCAUUUUACCGCGCCACAGGUUAGUGCGACAAGCCGGGCGGCCCGGGCCGGACUCUGGAAAAGAUUUGAAAUUUCAUUCCCUUUAGCUGAUUCACGGCUAGCUUGGAACGGUAAGGGGGCGUGGCCUGUCUGCGCUCUCCACGAGCCAGGCACUACCUCACGCAUUAUCGUGUCAGGACCCUUUUUUCGAUGGCUCGGGAACGGCGCGUUUGGAGAAGUGUCGCUUGCGGAGAUCAACCACCCGGCUUUCACGCAGAACAAGGCGGCCGUGAAAACGGUAGGCCUUGAGAAAUCGAAUUUAUCCAGGAAAAGUUCGAAAAACACGUCUAGAGCUGAAUUUCGAAAUUUGUUGUGUUGAUCAAGAGUUGCAACAAGUCUGAAUUCUGGGAAUUCUAAAGAUCUCAGAACAUUUUGAUGGAUUGGAAUAAAAAUAGGGAUAAACUUGCGUAGAGCAUCAUUUUGUCCGUUGUGCGGUAUUGAAGUUUUGACUUUCGUUGAAAAUUAAUUAAAUUUGAAGUACUUUUCGGACUUUUGUAAUGCACUGCUAGCGGUUACUUUAGCGGCGUCAGCGCUCUUAAGUGAUUACUAGAAAUGCUCAGAUGCGUUUUUUCAAGUGACCGAGGUCCGAGUUCUGUCAAAUAUGUAGUGUGCGAUAAAAGUGUUCUGUGGAAAAAAUAAAGACGCAAUUUCUGGGGUUUUAAGGUGAAGAAAGGCGUACCGGAGCACCUCGGACUUGAAGAAAAGUUCCUUGUUGAAGGAACAAUCUCCAUCCCGCUGGACCACCCUAAUGUUGUCCGCACAUUAGGGUGGUGUUACGAUUCUAAACCUCUGCAGCUACUGAUGGAACUGUGUCCGGGUGAGGCUUCCAAAAAGCAUUCCUUUCAAUCUCUAUGAAAAGUCUCUGUGAGAUUAGUUAACUUCGAAAAUAAUUUGAAAAAAUUCCGGAAAAUAUUUUUAAACGAGAAUUUUGCGAUCGCUGAUGUCAAUUAGACUUUUUGACACAUAUCCGCCUAAUCUUCGAAUUUAUGAAUUGCGGUUUCUUUCCGCCUAAAGCUUUGGCGGAAGUCUUGUUCUUUUGAGCUUACCGUCAAUUUUUGAAUUGAUAUCGUUUUUUGAAGGUGGAGCUCUAAGCACUUUUCUCAUGGCCAAGUCUGAGAAAGCCUCGAACCUGACCUUGACGAGGUUCUGCCUCGAUGCCGCGAGGGGACUCGAGUAUUUGCACGACGUUGGGGUCCUACACAGAGAUGUAGCCGCACGAAACUGUCUUAUAGAUGAACACGGAACGGUAUUUUCAUGGAACCUGCAGAGAAUUCACCAAAUUUUUCAGGCAAAAGUGGCGGAUUUCGGGCUUUCGGUUAAGGCCUACUACUAUGAGAUGACUACCGCGGAAAACUUGCCUACCCGCUAUUUGCCACCUGAAAGCCUGACGAGCUACUCUUUUAAGGCCGAAUCGGACGUCUACGCCUACGGGGUUUUCUUUUUCCUCAUAUCUGACUAAAUUUUGAAACUUUACAGCAUCUCGUCUGCGAAGUGUUCAACAAAUGUCAAAUGCCUUACGCCGGCAUGUCAGGACCGGAGGCCCGAAAACAGGUUACUUUUUUCUUUUUACAAAAUUAGUACGUUUUUUGCAGAUACUCGCGGGGAAAGUGGUCAACGUUCACGAAAGAGCACCCGAAGCUCUUCGCUUUUUCGUGGAAAACAGGAUCUUCGCCUAUCACGCAAUUUACAGGCCGACCAUGCCCCAGGUAUAAACUUUUUUUUCAGAGCGCAUUAUUCGACGCAAAAUAGCCUUAAAUUUCAUCUUUGAUUUUCGAAAAUGGUCAUGCGUUUUAUAACUCACAACUUGAUAACUAUCGCCGCUAUUUUUUCUCGAUACUUGAACAAAUCCAAAAAGUUUGAAAAAAGAAGCUUCAGAUAGUCGAGUUCAUGACAGAGGUCAUCAGCAUUUUGAAGGAGGUUUGGCUUCUAAAGUUUUCAUAAAAAUGAUUUCUUUUACAGGCGAAUCCGGGUGACAAUGCAGCAUUUGAGAUUGGAGCUGAAAACAAGGAAGCGAUGCAGCCGAGCACUGGAACUGAAGUGAAUCUUUGUCUUGUCUAUUGA